UUAAAGACUUAUCGUCGGUGCCCUUAUCCAAUCUGUCAAAAAGCUAGCGGACGUCAUGAUCCUCACUGUUUUCUGUCUCAGUGUCUUCGCUCUGAUUGGUCUACAGCUCUUCAUGGGCAUCCUACGCCAGAAGUGUGUUCGUAGCCCCGCCUCCUGCAUCAACUCCACCUACUCCGGCAACGGGAGCUUCGUUUGUAACAACAGGACCUGGCUCUCCUUGAAGGACUUCUUGACCAGCGAAGACAACUUCUACAAAAUUGAAGGAUCAAAAGAUGCCUUAAUAUGUGGAUACAGCAGCGACGCUGGAAAGUGCCCUGAUGGGUUCGACUGUUUGAAAACAGGUCGGAACCCAAACUAUGGCUACACGAGUUUUGACACUUUUGGCUGGGCCUUCCUGGCUCUCUUCAGAUUAAUGACACAAGACUACUGGGAAAACCUCUAUCAUCAGACUUUGCGGUCAGCGGGCAAGACCUACAUGGUUUUCUUUGUGCUGGUGAUUUUUCUGGGUUCUUUUUACCUGGUAAACUUGAUCCUGGCUGUGGUGGCCAUGGCAUAUGAAGAGCAGAACCAGGCGACCAUCGCCGAAGCCUGGACGAAAGAGAGAGAGUUUCAGCUGGCCAUGGAACAGCUACACAAGGAGCAGAGUGCAUUAGCAAAGCAGCGCAGAAAAGAAGCAGAGAUGAUCCAGACGGCAGAAAUAUCUCCCACUACCUUCUCUCGUAAAGACACCGUAAAACAAACCCGAUGUAGAACAAGAUCCCACAGAACACUGUCAGAGGAGACGGAAGACAACCCAGAUCUCCAAGCAUCAAAGUUUAACCUGUUUGAUGAAAAACCAGCUCACCCUUUUCUGGCGACACUCUCCUCACAUCCUCUCAGCACACGUCGAGGAAGUCAAAUCAGCAUCUUCACCUCCCGUCCACGCAACAAUUCAGAGGCCGACUUCGCAGAUGACGAACGCAGCAUCCACGGCGAAGGGCGGAGCCAGGCGGGCUCCACGGCAACACCGUGGCACAAGCGUCGUACGGGCAGCAUCAGAAGUCACUCGUCGCAGGUGUUGACGCUCGCCCUCAACGGCAGACUGAACGUUUCUAUGGAGCAGAACGGCAUCACGGGUGUCGGGCCGCACACCCCGCCAUCACUGCCAGCCAUCAGUAUAGAGAAGGUCAGAGACGACAAGGAGAAAGCGUGUCAGAAAGAACAGAGCGCAGCUCCCAAACAGACAGGUGACGUGCAGGAGGAAGUCCCGCCCCCUCGCAGGAAGAGAGGCCUGAGCUCCAUCAGCUUCUUCAGUGAUGACAUGGAUGAAUUUGAAGAAGCCCGUCAGAAAUGUCCUCAAUGCUGCUAUGAAUUCGCCAAGAAGUACCUGAUCUGGACAUGUUCUCCGGCCUGGCUGAGACUGAAGGAGGGGCUUAAAGUCAUGGUGUUGGAUCCCUUCCUGGAUCUGGCCAUUACCAUCUGCAUUGUGCUCAACACAUUGUUCAUGGCGCUGGAGCAUUACCCCAUGACGGAUGAAUUCAACAGCAUGCUCAGCGUCGGAAACCUGGUGUUUACUGGAAUCUUCACAGCUGAGAUGGUGCUGAAGGUCUUGGCUCUGGAUCCGUACUAUUACUUUCAGCAGGGUUGGAACAUCUUUGAUGGAAUUAUUGUUUGUUUGAGUUUGAUGGAGUUGUGCCUUUCCAGAGUGGAAGGUCUAUCCGUCCUCCGCUCAUUCAGACUGCUGAGAGUUUUUAAAUUGGCGAAGUCGUGGCCCACGCUCAACACGCUGAUAAAGAUCAUCGGUAACUCUGUGGGUGCUCUGGGUAACCUGAAGCUGGUCCUGGCCAUCAUCGUCUUCAUCUUCGCCGUGGUGGGCAUGCAGCUGUUCGGGAAGAACUAUCAGGAUUGUGUUUGUAAGAUCAGCAAUGACUGCACGCUCCCUCGCUGGCACAUGAAAGACUUCUUCCACUCGUUCCUCAUCGUGUUCAGGGUCCUGUGCGGCGAGUGGAUCGAGACCAUGUGGGACUGCAUGGAGGUCGCCGGACAGCCACUUUGCAUUCUGGUCUUCAUGUUGGUCAUGGUCAUAGGAAACCUGGUGGUGCUGAAUCUGUUUCUGGCUCUGCUGCUGAGCUCCUUCAGCUCUGAUAAUCUCUCAGCGCCCGAUGACGAUGGAGAAAUGAACAAUCUCCAGAUUGCCUUCGCUCGAAUCCAGUCUGGUGUGACUUGGCUGCUCAGCGCCAUCAAAGACAACGGGAACAUGACCUCGAGCAGUCGGAAAGCCAAAGAGGAACGGGCGUCUCUGAAAGCCAACCACGCAGAGUGCAACGGCAUUGUGGGAAGGUUCGGGCGGUACGGAGAAAAGGAUGUUAAUGCAGAGGAAGAGAACACUUAUAUGACCAAUCCCAAUCUUACCAUCUGCGUGCCCAUCGCACCUGGAGAAUCCGAUAUGGAAUUUCUAGAAGAAGAGGAUGAAGAGACUGAGACAUCAGAGGAUGAAGAACAGACACCGGAAGUGAUAAAUCUGUCUGAAGGAAGUACCGUGGACCUGAGGAAGCCCGGAGAGGACGAGGAAGAGGAUUAUGAGAUGGCAGAUGAUGGCAUGGAACCAGAGGAGUGUUUCCCCGACUUUUGCAUGCGACGCUGUACGUGUUGUAAUAUUAACACAGCACAAGGUCUGGGACAGAUGUGGUGGAGGUUGAGGAAGACCUGCUAUCAGAUUGUGGAGCACAGCUGGUUCGAGACCUUCCUCAUCUUCAUGAUUCUUCUCAGUAGUGGUGCUUUGGCGUUUGAAGACAUUUACAUAGAGCAAAGGAAGGUUGUGAAGGUGGUGUUGGAAUAUGCCGACAAGGUCUUCAGCUACAUCUUUGUGCUGGAGAUGUUUCUGAAGUGGAUCGCUUACGGCUUCAAGAAAUAUUUCACCAACUACUGGUGCUGGCUGGACUUUCUGAUCGUAGAUAUCUCCACACACACCUCUAAUGAUAGGGUGACUUUGAUAAGUUUGGUAGCUAACUCUUUGGGUUACUCCGACUUUGGAGCCAUUAAAUCUCUGAGGACCCUUCGAGCUCUGAGGCCCCUGAGAGCCCUGUCUCGAUUCGAAGGAAUGCGGGUGGUCGUGAAUGCGUUGAUCGGGGCCAUUCCAUCCAUCAUGAACGUUCUGCUGGUGUGCCUGAUCUUCUGGCUCAUUUUUAGCAUCAUGGGAGUCAACCUUUUCGCCGGGAAAUUUGGGAAGUGCGUCAACAGGACUGGCUACAUCCACAACGCGACCCUGGUCAACAACAAGUCUGAAUGCCAAGCCAUGAACGACACCCAGUUCUACUGGACCAAAGUGAAAGUGAACUUUGACAAAGUGGGUCUUGGUUACCUCUCCCUUCUGCAAGUGGCAACUUUUAAAGGCUGGAUGGAAAUCAUGUAUGCGGCCAUAGAUUCUCGUGGGGUUGAGGAGCAGCCCGUCAAAGAGAUAAACCUCUACAUGUACCUCUACUUCGUCAUCUUCAUCAUCUUCGGAUCCUUCUUCACCCUAAACCUGUUCAUCGGCGUCAUCAUCGACAACUUCAAUCAACAGAAAAGGAUGAUAGGUGGUCAGGAUAUAUUCAUGACAGAAGAGCAGAAGAAAUAUUACAACGCUAUGAAGAAACUGGGAUCGAAAAAGCCACAGAAGCCAAUUCCAAGACCACUGAACAUCUUACAAGGCUUCUUCUUUGACCUGGUGUCCAAGCAAGCCUUUGACAUCACCAUCAUGAUGCUCAUCAUACUCAACAUGAUAACCAUGAUGGUGGAGACAGACGAGCAGUCGCCUCACAUGGAGUCCAUCCUCAACAACAUCAACCUGGCCUUCAUCAUCAUCUUCACCACUGAAUGCCUCAUCAAGCUCUUCGCCCUCCGCUGCUACUUCUUCACCGUCAGCUGGAACAUAUUCGACUUUGUAGUCGUUGUUCUUUCCAUCGUCGGAAUUGUUCUGGCUGACAUAAUCGAGAAAUACUUUGUGUCUCCGACUCUCUUUCGAGUGAUCAGGUUGGCAAGAAUAGGACGAGUUCUCCGACUAAUACGAGCGGCCAAAGGAAUAAGGACGUUACUUUUUGCCUUAAUGAUGUCACUUCCUGCAUUAUUCAACAUCGGCCUCCUUCUCUUCCUGGUCAUGUUCAUCUACGCCAUCUUUGGCAUGGCCAACUUCGCCUACGUGAAAAAGCAAGGCGGGAUCGACGACAUGUUCAACUUCGAAACGUUCGGGAACAGCAUCAUCUCCCUUUUCCAGAUCACCACGUCGGCGGGUUGGGAUAACCUGCUGGAUCCCAUUCUGAACAAUUCUCCAGAAGAAUGCAACUCAAACUACGUCAACACCGGCACCAAUACGAAGGGCAACUGUGGGAACCCCUCCGUAGGGAUAACUUUUUUCGUUAGCUAUAUCAUCAUUUCUUUCCUGAUUGUUGUCAACAUGUACAUCGCCAUUAUUUUGGAAAACUUCAGCGUGGCCACCGAGGAGAGUACGGAACCACUGAGCGAAGACGACUUCGAGAUGUUCUACGAGGUUUGGGAAAAGUUCGACUUCGAGGCGACACACUUUAUCGAGUACUCCAAACUUUCCAGUUUCGCAGACAGUCUUUCAGAACCCCUGCGUAUCGCCAAGCCCAACAAAAUCAAGCUCAUCCACAUGGACUUACCCAUGGUGAGCGGAGACAGAAUUCACUGCCUGGACAUUCUCUUCGCCUUCACGAAGCGUGUUCUCGGAGAGACCGGAGAAAUGGACGCUCUGAAACAGCAGAUGGAGGAAAAGUUCAUGAUGGCAAACCCCUCCAAGAUAUCCCAUGAGCCCAUUACCACCACACUGAGACGCAAGCAGGAGGAAAUAUCAGCCGCCAUGAUCCAGCGCGCCUACAGGGGGCACCUGCUUAAACGUCAACUGAAACAAGCAUCAUACCUGUAUAGACAGAUACACAAGAACACACCAGUGGAUGAAGAGAACGCUCCGGAACGGGAUGGACUUGUCGCCUCUAUGAUAAAGGAACACUACGGUCAAAGGAAGGUCGAACCCUCGGAGUCUGCGUACUCGGUCUCCUCUCCACCAUCUUAUGAGAGCGUUACUAUGGCUCCUGUUGACCAGUUUCAGGUGUUAAUAUCUGUGUCUCAUGAUUCUGAAUCCUGUGAACCUCUUAACUCUGAAGAGACGUAUGAGGAGACCUUUCUUUAGUAACUCUUUUUUUAAGACUGGUCUUUGUUGGUUUGAUUUUAACACACAAAAACAUGAUCAGGAAUAAUCUUAAGGCAAUGCAAACUAAACGUCACUUUUUUAUGUGAGAAUAUGCAACAUUUACAACCUGGACAGACGUCACUGUCAGAUCUAAUGUGAAUAGACGGAUGUAUCAAGGCACACAAAAAAAACGCAUCAAUAUAUCAAAGUGAAGAUAUACACAAAUAUAUCACAGGUAGAAAUUUUACUUCAGCUGGGCCGAAGGCUUCAGAUGUGUUGCACAUAUCAUGCUAAUAAAAGCACUGUAAUAUUUUCAA
Molecule: messenger RNA, 5481 nt
Organism: Triplophysa rosa
Lineage: Eukaryota; Metazoa; Chordata; Actinopteri; Cypriniformes; Nemacheilidae
Product: sodium channel protein type 4 subunit alpha-like
Exons: 22
Coding region: 56-5164 (1702 amino acids)
Biological process (GO): sodium ion transmembrane transport; membrane depolarization during action potential; neuronal action potential
Cellular component (GO): voltage-gated sodium channel complex; plasma membrane; axon
Molecular function (GO): protein binding; voltage-gated sodium channel activity
Source: RefSeq, a predicted model, not a curated record